AUGGCCGAAAGCGAAGGCGGCGGGGGAGGUCUACUGGAUCUCGAGAAAGAGCUCAGCUGCUCGAUCUGCACCGACAUCUUAUACCAACCACUAACCCUUCUGGACUGCCUGCACACAUUCUGUGGGUGCUGCUCGAAAGAAUGGUUCGCGUGGCAAGCAGAGGCAGCGGCCACGGCCAGGCGCACCGUCAAUCCGUAUACCUGUCCGUCUUGCCGAGAGUCGGUGAGAGGUACAAAGGCAGACUGGCGGCUGGCAACGUUGUUGGAGGGAUACCUAAAGGCAAAUCCGGGCAAGGGCAAGACGACGGAAGAGAAGGAAGAAAUGGGCAAACAGUACAAACCGGGUGACGACGUUUUGCCGCCAGUCCGACUUCRAAGGAAUGAUGCCGACAGUGAGGACGAGAGAUUGAUGGCGGACAUCAGAGAGUUGAGCAUGGCCAGUGUGGAUCCGGACACGGCGAGGCGACGAGAGGACAGGCUGGCCAGGGAUAGGCACAGAAGGCGACAGGAACGUUCACAGCACCAGCAGUCAGCGUCGGGUAGGAACCGAGAGAACGACAGUUGGACCGUCCAGCAAGAAGAGCAAAGGCAAGUAGAACAUCAGCCAUCGCUUCGUAGUUUACUUGGCUCGGAAACCAGCUCCCAGGACGUGCAAGAGGAGAUUUUACAAUCCAUUUCUUCGGAGKGUCUCCUCAACGGAAUCGACAUCGAUAACCUCACACCUGCACAAGAAGAGGAACUCACAGAGCGCAUCGCAGAAGCAUAUCGUAGACGACAAAGGAAUCGUGAGAGAUCGAGGAACCGUGAAAGAAGCGGUCGAGGGAAUCGAUCACCGCCACCUGGACCUCAAGCCAGCGACAGUCCAUCGCGAACCCAGCUACCCGUCGUGGAUACCCCUACACCGCAACAGCAGUCUCGUGCAAGGCCGCCAAUCUCACGGCCUCACCUCUUCGAUCAAACUCAGGCCGAACCAAGUCGCCGCCACCAAAGGUCUGCCAGUUCAACAAGCCAGCGUGAUAUGCGCGCAGAGGGUCGCGAUGCCAGCAACGUCGUUGCACCGGCAGCGCUGGCAGCACGAUCAGCGAUCGAUCUCUCUUUCGACUCUAGAAGUGGUGAGCAGGGUAGACCUCGGCUACGUGCCACAUCUGCUACCCCCAGAAGCUCAACAGACCCGGUUAAUGUGCGUGAAAGUGUUCAACGCGUGCGUGCCACAUCAGGGGCGACAUUGCGGCCAGAGACUGCAAACAGCUCACACAGAGCUCGAGACAAUACUACGCGGCAGCCUCCCGAAACAUAUAACAACAUCGGCAGCAUAGACGGUGCGCACAGCUYGCUGGCAGCUGCAGAAACCAAUCCGCAGCCGGCUAUCAGAUCGCCAGUGUCCCAGUCCAACUUUGCGCCUGAGCCCAUAAGCACGAUAUCUGCCACGCCGAACCACGUAUCCGAGACCAACACGACAGCACCUAUAGCAAGAUCUUCAGACGCUGUCGAUGACAAUCUUGCACCACUCUCAAUAUCAUGCUCCGGAUGCGAAAGGCAAAACAUUCAAGCCACCGUUCACUACCACUGCCACAAAUGUAUUGAUGGCAACUUCAAUCUAUGCAUGCAGUGCUAUCGCACGGGAAAGGGCUGCAACCACUGGUUCGGCUUCGGCUUCGUGGCUUUGCAUCGCUGGGAACGCGCAGGACGUCCUGGAAAUGAACAGCCACACGUCCUCACAGCGCAGAAAUAUGCCAAUUCCUCAGCGACCCUUCAAGUCCUUUCCGCCGGCACCAGCACUCUCCAAGAAGGCGCCUUCUGUGAGUCUUGCUUCAACUACGCCAACGACUGUUACUGGUACUGCCAAAUAUGCCAAGACGGCGCCUGGGGUUUCUGCAACGCGUGCAUGCUGGGUGGGAAACACUGUACGCAUCCGCUCCUUCCCUUAGCUCACAUUUCGACUCUACGGAAUUAUUCCCACCACGACCCAGCGAAACUCGCCUUCGUCCCCGUGCCGCAUCUCCGAGAACACAGCUACGUCCUCCUUCCGGUCCUGACCGAUUGCGAUAUUUGCCGGAUCCCCAUCCCGUCCAAUCGCACCCGUCAUCACUGUUACACGUGUAGUGGAGGCGACUACGAUAUUUGUAAUGAGUGCUACAAUAGUCUCGUCGCUACGGGGAAGAUCAGUGCCGCCAAUGGCCCUGCUGGGUGGCGGAGAUGUCCCCAGGGACACCGCAUGGCUGUCAUCGGGUACCAGGAAACACCUUAUGGUGACGGUCAUGUGCGGGUGACAAUACGCGAAGCCGUCGGUGGCUGGCGGUUGAAGGAGGACGGCGUGCAGAGCAGUGGGAACUUACCUCCACCUCCUGAUGGUGGAGGUGGCUUACGGUACUUGGCACAGUAUGGACGUUUCCCCGCCGAGGAUGUGCAGGACGAGCUCUCGUUUCCGAGGAAUGCUGAGAUUCGUGAGGCAGAGGACUUGACGGCCGAGUGGGCGGUUGGAGUCUAUGCUGGGGCGGUGAAGCUCUUUCCGCGAAACCACGCGAGGCGACUGUGA
Ramularia collo-cygni is the source of this 2535-nucleotide messenger RNA. RefSeq lists its product as uncharacterized. The transcript has 2 exons. Gene Ontology annotation, cellular component: nucleus. The record is from RefSeq and is a predicted model, not a curated record. Gene Ontology annotation, biological process: mitotic cell cycle checkpoint signaling; protein ubiquitination; ubiquitin-dependent protein catabolic process. NCBI's taxonomy places the organism in Eukaryota, Fungi, Ascomycota, Dothideomycetes, Mycosphaerellales, Mycosphaerellaceae. The coding region runs from base 1 to 2535 and encodes 844 amino acids. Gene Ontology annotation, molecular function: ubiquitin-protein transferase activity; metal ion binding; protein binding.